CGCUGGGUAUUGAAGGCACAUCAAGAACGUGCAAUAAUGACUCAGCAAACGCCCUAUAUUGGCAGUAAGAUCAGCCUCAUAUCUAAGUUGGACAUUCGUUAUGAAGGCAUUCUUUAUACUGUAGACAAAAAUGAGUCAACUAUUGCUCUUGCCAAAGUCCGUUCAUUUGGAACAGAAGAUCGUCCAACUGUUAAUCCAGUACCAGCGCGUAAUGAUGUUUACGAUUAUAUAAUCUUCAAAGCGAGCGAUAUCAAGGAUCUUAUAGUAUGUGACACGCCUAAACCUGUCGCACAGUUAAGUAGUGGCUUGCCGUACGAUCCUGCAAUUCUCACUGUUUCAUCACAGAGUCACGUUCUACCUCCACAGUCAAAUGAUGCUGUCAGUAAUGUCAAUCUCAUAAGUGCUGGAUCAUCGAGAUCAGAGACGCCAACUCAAAUAACGGUUGGUGUUGAUGAAGGCCAGGAAGGUGCAUUAUCCCAAGUUUCGUCGCGUGCUCCGGGUUCUGGUCGCGCAGUUCGUAGUAAUUCGGUGACCGAUGAAGCACUACACGCUCAACAUGCUUUCCAUCAUCAAAAAAUUCGCCAGCCAACGGGAGCGCCACUCGCGGCUCGAGCGCCGCUUACCAUGGGCACCCGUCCGCCAGGUUUGGUUCCAAUAAUGCAACAAAAUUAUCGCAAUAUGGGCCCACAGCCAGCAGGUUUCGGUCAGAGACAAAUUUAUCGCGGAGGACAAAGAGGUGCUGGAAACUACUACCAGCGAGGAUACGUUGGUGGUUGUUUCUCUAGGGGUCAGCGUGGAGGUGCCAUGGGUAAAACCCAGACGCCGAAGGAGCGUUUCAAAUAUGACACCGAUUAUGAUUUCGAAAAGGCUAAUGAGCAGUUCCAGGAAACGUUGAACCAUUUAGCUAAAGAUCUCAAGAAGACGAAACUUGAAGAAGGCGGAUCUGAGAAGGGCUCGAAUGCAUCAGAUGCGGGAGCGGACGUAGUCGAUGAAGGGGAAGUGAAUGAGAGUUGUGAGGAGAACAAAAUUCCAACCACUUAUUACGACAAAAGUUCAUCGUUCUUCGAUAGGAUCUCGUGUGAAGCCUUGGAAAAACAGGAAGGGAAACAACCACGAACCGAUUGGCGCAAGGAACGUGAAACUAACCAACAAACGUUUGGCCAUCUAGCUGUUCGCUCGUUAGCUUAUCGCAGGGGACGUGGUUAUCAGGCUGGCAGGAACAUGAGGGGCGGAAAUAAUCUUUAUCGUUGUAACAAUAAUUUCAAUUAUAAUGGUCAGCGUGCUGGCUUCGGUUUUUACCAGAAUGGUUAUCAUCGACGUGGAGGUCAUCGCAACCAUACCAUUAACGAGUGA
Molecule: messenger RNA, 1353 nt
Organism: Anisakis simplex (herring worm)
Lineage: Eukaryota; Metazoa; Nematoda; Chromadorea; Rhabditida; Anisakidae
Source: the annotation of a GenBank genome assembly